GGCGUGUGUGUUUGUGUGCUCUCAAGUGUCGUGCAUGCAUUUUAUGCGUUUCUUUCUCUCUAUCUAUCCUCUUUCUCUUGCAUGCUCUCUCUCUAUCCUUCUCUCUCUCUCUCUCUCUCUCUCUCUCUAUCUGACCCAUAAUUUUAAUUUUACAUCGAAAAAUUAAAAAAACACUAAAAAUCACCAAAACAAAAACCUCGUUGCCUCCUUCUUCCGCCGUUACAGUCCCUCUUUCUUCAAUUCGCCGUCAAAUUUCUCUCUUCUCCUUCUUCUUACCGCCGUGGUUCUCAACAUCCCCCCUGAUCUCUAAACGCGACUUGCUUUGACCACGUCGAUGCAUGUUCAUGACUAGUCUCUUCUCCAAUUCACGUCGAUUUCACCUCCGAUUCGUGCUCCUCCCUCUUCCGGCGUUGUUAGGGUUUUAAGGAUUUUCGAUUUGGGGGGGUGGGGAUUUGGAGAAUCUGGUGAGUCGUCGAAAAGCUUCUGAUUUCUCUCGGUCAUGUUUGAAGUCAAAAUGGGGUCAAAGAUGUGCAUGAACGCAUCUUGUGGCUCGACCUCCACUGUCGAAUGGAAGAAAGGCUGGCCUCUUCGAUCCGGUUCACUCGCUGAUCUCUGCUAUCGUUGCGGAUCUGCUUAUGAGAGUUCGCUUUUCUGCGAAACAUUCCAUAUGGACCAAUCUGGUUGGAGGGAAUGCUAUUUGUGCAGCAAGCGACUUCAUUGUGGUUGCAUUGCUUCAAAGCUCAUGGUCGAGCUUAUGGACUAUGGUGGUGUUGGUUGUACUUCCUGUGCUACCUGCCAUCAACUCAAUUUGAACAAGAGAGGUGAGAAUCCAGGUGUAUUUAGCAGGUUGCCGAUGAAAACGUUAGCAGAGAGGCAACAUAUAAACGGCGAAAGCGGAGUGAGUAUCGACGGAGGAGCUGAUCUCUUUUCUCAGUCUCAGCCAUUAGUCCCGGGAGGAGAUAAAAGAGAAGAGUUCAUGCCUCACCUUGGGUUCGGUACGCUUAUGAAACCGGAAAACAACACCACCGGUUAUAGGCUGGACGGUGCGGAAAUGCGCGAACCGUCGCCGUCGCAGCCAUCUUUGAACAUGGCUUUGGCUGUGCUUCCUUAUAGCCCGUCUUUCGCAACGACCCCUGUCGAUGGAAAGAAACUCAUGGGGACUUCUUCUCAGUCCCACAUUGUCCAAUGCUCUGCGUCUAGUAUACUGCAGAAACCUUCGAAGUCUGUUCUUGGAACUCCUACUCCUCCGGGGGCUAGUAAAUCUGCUCAGGCGAGGAUCGGGAGGCCACCUGUCGAAGGGCGAGGGAAAGGCCAUUUACUUCCUCGGUACUGGCCCAAGUAUACCGAUAAAGAGGUUCAACAGAUCUCUGGAAAUUUGAAUUUGAACAUUGUACCUCUUUUCGAGAAAACUCUCAGCGCCAGUGAUGCUGGUCGCAUUGGUCGUCUUGUUCUUCCGAAAGCCUGCGCAGAGGCGUAUUUUCCUCCCAUUAGCCAAUCAGAAGGCAUUCCUUUGAAAAUCCAAGACGUGAGAGGUAAGGAGUGGACGUUCCAGUUCAGAUUCUGGCCCAAUAACAACAGUAGAAUGUAUGUCUUGGAAGGUGUCACUCCUUGCAUACAGUCCAUGAUGCUACAGGCUGGUGAUACAGUAACUUUCAGCCGGGUUGAUCCUGGUGGCAAACUAAUCAUGGGUUCAAGGAAGUCUGCUAAUAACACUGGAGACAUGCAGGGCUCUGGUCUCACCAACGGUACUUCGAACGAGGACACAUCAUGGUCUGGUGUUGCAGAGACACCGUCCUCCAUGAAUGCCUCCUCGUGUCCCUCGCAAAACCCGGAAGAUUUGAGAGGUCUGCCUGAGCAUUUGAGCUCACCUCAUGGUGGUAAUAGCUCGAAGAAGAGUGAGAUUAACGGAGGCAGGAUUUGUGAUGACCCGCAACGGGUUAAAGACAAGAAGAGGACUCGUACCAUUGGGGAGAAAAACAAGAGACUGCUUUUGCAUAGUGAAGAAUCUGUGGCGCUGAGAGUCACGUGGGAAGAAGCUCAGGAUUUGCUUCGUCCCUCUCCUAGUGCAAAGGCUACCAUUGUCGUCGUCGAGGAGCAUGAAUUUGAAGAAUUUGACGAACCUCCUGUCUUUGGAAAGAGGACGAUAAUUACUACAAGACCUUCAGGUGAACAGGAUCGAUGGGCAUUUUGCGACGACUGCUCUAAAUGGAGAAGGUUACCUGUAGACGCUCUUAUUUCCUCAAAGUGGACAUGUUCAGACAACGUUUGGGACGAAAGCAGGUGUUCGUGUUCUGCACCGGAGGAGAGUUUGAAGGAACUUGAGAAUGUUCUUAAAGUUGGUAAAGAGUACAAGAAGAGAAGAAUUGGGGUAAAAUCUGAGCAAGAACCUUCGGGCUUAGAUGCACUAGCGAGCGCAGCGAGUGCAGCAGUGUUCGGAGACAAUUCAGGCGAGCCAGAGGUUGCGACCACGACCAGACAUCCAAGGCACAGAGUUGGAUGCUCUUGCAUUGUCUGCAUCCAGCCGCCGAGUGGGAAAGGUAGGCACAAGCCGACCUGUGGGUGCAACGUGUGCAGCACCGUGAAGAGAAGGUUCAAGACACUGAUGAGGAGGAGGAAGGAGAAGCAGCAGUUAGAGCGCGAUGGACAAGGAGCAGCAGCGGAUGAGGAGAACAAGGAAGCGAAACAGGCCGAGUCUGAUAAGGAUAAGGCAGAAGAGAAGGAAGUGAACACAGGGAGGAUUGAUCUCAACAGUGAUCCUUCUUACAACAAAGAAGACAAUGAAACUGUUGGGGUGGAGAAAGAGGAGAGUAAAAGAAGAGAAGUAGGGCAGUGUUCGAGCGCGGCUCAAGGCAGUGAUGUUAUAGGAGUAAAAGAGUUUGAUGGAGAGGCUGAGAAAAUUCGUGAAGAGACGAAAUGUUCAAGCUGAUAUUGAGAAGACAAAGAGUUGAAAUUUUAAAAUGUUCUCUCAGAACACCAAGAGAAGAAGAGAGAGAGAGAGAGCGAGAGAGAGAGAGAGAGGUACAGUUUUGUGUUUGAAUCUGUCAUAGUUUUAGGGGGAAAAAAAAACAAGCUUAUGCUUCAAAAGAACAACAAUGGCUUUUAGUGUUUAUGGUUGAUGGUUGAGUUUGGGGUGGGUGGGUUUAAGUUUGUCUCCAUUAAUCUGGGUUUUUGUAAAAGGCGAAAUGGAGCUUGG
Messenger RNA from Thlaspi arvense, 3193 nucleotides. Lineage: Eukaryota; Viridiplantae; Streptophyta; Magnoliopsida; Brassicales; Brassicaceae. The record is from the annotation of a GenBank genome assembly.